AUGUUCAGCAAGUCACUGUUCUCUUUUGUGAAUGAGUCUUUGGAAUAUAAUGCAACUGAGAAUAUAACAGAUUAUAAUGAGUCCCAUUCUACAUUCCAAGACAACUGGGUAUUUAUCACAACCAUCAUUGCGCUUCUCCUCUGCCUUCCUGGACUUGUAGGGAAUGGAAUUGUCAUUUGGCUUCUUGGYUUCCGUAUUAAAAGGACUCCCUUCACCACAUACGUUUUGAACCUCUCCAUUGCAGACUUUGCUGUGCUCAACAAUGAAUUUAUUGGUGAUAUAGGUUAUCUUUUUGGCUUGAUUACUCCCGACAUUUUUCAGGAUUACUACGCUUCCAUCUACCAUGCCAUCUUUCUAUUUACAUACACUGUUAGUCAGUACCUCAUGACAAUCAUCAGCAUUGACAGAUGUGUGUGUGUCUUCUUCCCACUUUGGCAUCGAUAUCACCGACCACCACAUUUAUCCACCACUGUGUGCGUCAUUGUAUGGAUCCUCAGCUUCUUAUCUACUGCUAUAGGUGUCAGUCUCCAUUUCACUGGAUAUACUAUCGUAAAAAUUGUACAUUUUCUCUUUAAUGCUGUGGUUUGCAUGCCCAUCAUGUGUGUUUCCACUAUAGCCAUUUUUAUUAAAUUCUGCUUAAGUCCACCCCAAAGGAAGAUGGGAAAACUGUUAAGAACCAUUUGGAUCACACUUUUCUUCUUCCUCCUUUUGGCUUUUCCAUUUAAUAUAACUCAUAUUCUUUAUCUAUCCCUUCUUAAAAAUAAGUAUGUGUAUGGAUAUGGAGUCAUGUGUGCCUUGUUAAACAGUGCCAUUAACCCCAUGAUCUAUUAUUUGGUGGGAAGAGAUAAAAGAGGGAAAUCCAGUAAUCAAAUCAAUAAAGUGUUUGAGAAACUUUUCAAGGAAGAGGAAGACUCUAGAGAGAAUGAGGAAAUCUGAUCCCAAACAGUUAAAAGUUGGUCAUUCAUAAAUGUAUAAGAAAAAAUGGAUUGUAGAUUGAGUAAUAUUUAUAAAGUUUUAUUUGCUUUGAAAAGUCAAUGAGAUAUAUACACUUAUUUCCAAAGUAUGCAUUGUAAUGUUCAAUCCCAUCUAGCUUUCAAAGACUAAAGCCUUUGUUAUUAACACAAGGAAGAAAUAGAAAUAGUUAAGUCUAUGGCUUAAACUUAGAGUUACUGGAAUUCUUGUCGACCCAAAGGUCAGCAGUUCAAUCCGCGGGUCAGGGUGAGCUCCUGCCAUCAGCCCUAGCUUCUGUAUACCUAGCAGCCUGACAGCAGCAAUCUAAGUAGAUAAAUAGGUAGUGCUUCAGUGGUGUGCUCAAAGACACUCCUGAAAAAUAUGCCUGCUACAUCAAUCAGGAAGGCAUCUAUGAUAUCAGUCUCCUUAGCAUGGAAAAUAGAGCAACAGCACCUCCCCAUGGUCAAGUUGAGCACAGCCUCCAGAUGCCGGAGAUGAAAACGCGGGCAGCCUUGCCUCCAUGUAUUGUCUGUCU
Molecule: messenger RNA, 1486 nt
Organism: Anolis sagrei ordinatus
Lineage: Eukaryota; Metazoa; Chordata; Lepidosauria; Squamata; Anolidae
Source: RefSeq, a predicted model, not a curated record